AGCUGAUCUCGGGAUUCGGGUGCGGAGCCCUUGGCCUGGAAGCGAUAUGGGUGGUCCAUGGUGCGGUUCAGUCGCUUGCAGCAGCCCGGGGAACAGGCCUGUCUGGCCCUGAGGGAGUCCCCCUUUCGAAGCGGUGGUGCUUGGACGACCUGCUCUCUACGUUGCUGGGCACCUGUAGGUGUCCCCCGAGAGCUCAGUUUUGAGGUUCAAGUCAGUGUGGCCAUGAAGGGGCUGCCUAUUGGGCUGAUGCUGUGACUGACCCUGGAGUCUGCCUCUCCUGCCAGUCCCCCUGCCCGGAACAUGUGGCUGCGGCUUGGCCCGCCCUCGCUGUCCCUGAGCCCCACACCCACAGUUGGCCGGAGCCUGUGCCUCAGUCUGUGGUUUCUCAGUUUAGUGCUGAGGGCCAGUACCCAGACCCCAGCACCCACGGUCAAUACUCACUUUGGGAAGCUAAGGGGUGCCCGGGUGCCAUUGCCCAGUGAGAUCCUGGGGCCUGUGGACCAAUAUCUGGGGGUGCCCUACGCAGCUCCCCCGAUCGGCGAGAAACGUUUCCUGCCCCCUGAACCACCUCCAUCGUGGUCAGGCAUUCGGAACGCCACACACUUUCCCCCAGUGUGCCCCCAGAACAUCCACACAGCUGUGCCCGAAGUCAUGCUGCCCGUCUGGUUCACUGCCAACUUGGAUAUCGUCGCCACUUACAUCCAGGAGCCUAAUGAAGACUGCCUCUACCUGAAUGUCUAUGUGCCCACGGAGGAUGUAAAGCGGAUUUCCAAGGAAUGCGCCCGAAAGCCCAACAAGAAAAUUUGUAGGAAAGGAGGAUCCGGCGCUAAGAAACAGGGCGAGGACUUAGCGGAUAAUGACGGGGAUGAAGAUGAAGACAUCCGGGACAGUGGUGCUAAGCCGGUCAUGGUCUACAUCCACGGAGGCUCUUACAUGGAAGGGACAGGCAACAUGAUUGAUGGCAGUGUCCUCGCCAGUUAUGGCAACGUCAUCGUCAUCACCCUCAACUAUCGAGUUGGGGUGCUAGGUUUCCUGAGUACUGGAGAUCAGGCUGCCAAGGGCAACUAUGGGCUUCUUGACCAAAUCCAAGCCCUCCGGUGGGUGAGCGAGAAUAUUGCCUUCUUUGGAGGAGAUCCCCGCCGUAUUACUGUCUUUGGCUCGGGCAUCGGUGCGUCCUGUGUCAGCCUCCUCACACUGUCACAUCAUUCUGAGGGGCUUUUUCAGAGGGCCAUCAUCCAAAGUGGCUCUGCUCUGUCCAGCUGGGCUGUGAACUACCAGCCAGUGAAGUAUACCAGCCUUCUGGCAGACAAAGUGGGCUGUAACGUGCUGGACACCGUGGAUAUGGUGGACUGUCUUCGGCAAAAGAGUGCCAAGGAGCUGGUAGAGCAAGACAUACAGCCAGCUCGCUACCAUGUGGCCUUUGGCCCUGUGAUUGAUGGUGAUGUCAUUCCUGAUGAUCCUGAGAUUCUAAUGGAACAGGGAGAGUUCCUCAAUUAUGACAUCAUGCUGGGUGUCAACCAAGGCGAGGGUCUCAAGUUUGUGGAAGGGGUGGUUGACCCUGAGGAUGGUGUCUCUGGCACUGAUUUUGACUAUUCUGUCUCCAACUUUGUGGACAAUCUAUAUGGCUAUCCUGAGGGUAAGGAUACCCUGCGGGAGACCAUCAAGUUCAUGUACACAGACUGGGCAGACCGUGACAACCCUGAGACCCGUCGUAAAACACUGGUGGCACUCUUUACUGAUCACCAGUGGGUGGAGCCGUCAGUGGUAACAGCUGAUCUGCACGCCCGCUAUGGCUCACCUACCUACUUCUACGCCUUCUAUCAUCACUGCCAGAGCCUCAUGAAGCCUGCCUGGUCAGAUGCAGCUCAUGGGGAUGAAGUACCCUACGUUUUUGGUGUCCCUAUGGUAGGCCCUACUGACCUCUUCCCCUGCAACUUCUCCAAGAACGAUGUGAUGCUUAGUGCUGUUGUCAUGACCUACUGGACCAACUUUGCCAAGACUGGGGAUCCCAACAAGCCCGUCCCCCAAGACACCAAGUUCAUUCACACUAAGGCCAAUCGUUUUGAAGAAGUGGCCUGGUCCAAAUACAAUCCCCGGGACCAGCUCUACCUUCACAUCGGGCUAAAACCCAGGGUCCGUGAUCAUUACCGAGCCACUAAGGUGGCCUUUUGGAAACACCUGGUGCCCCAUCUGUACAACCUCCACGACAUGUUCCACUAUACAUCCACGACCACCAAAGUGCCACCUCCGGAUACCACCCACAGCUCCCACAUCACGAGAAGGCCCAAUGGGAAGACCUGGAGCACCAAGCGGCCAGCCAUCUCCCCUGCCUACAGCAAUGAGAACGCCCAAGGGUCCUGGAAUGGGGAACAGGAUGCAGGGCCACUUCUGGUGGAGAACCCUCGAGACUACUCCACUGAAUUAAGCGUCACCAUUGCCGUGGGAGCCUCACUCCUGUUCCUCAAUGUUCUGGCCUUUGCUGCCCUCUACUACCGGAAGGACAAACGGCGUCAAGAGCCUCUACGGCAGCCUAGCCCCCAAAGGGGAGCUGGGGCCCCUGAAUUGGGAGCCGCUCCUGAGGAGGAGCUAGCAGCACUCCAGCUGGGUCCCACUCACCAUGAGUGUGAGGCUGGUCCCCCCCAUGACACCCUGCGUCUCACAGCAUUGCCCGACUACACCCUGACCCUGCGGCGUUCCCCUGAUGACAUUCCACUCAUGACCCCCAACACCAUCACGAUGAUCCCCAACUCCCUCGUUGGGCUGCAGACAUUGCACCCCUAUAACACCUUUGCCACAGGGUUCAACAGUACCGGGCUGCCCCACUCACACUCCACUACCCGGGUAUAGCUCCAAUGCAGAGCACAGCUCAUCUCCUGGCUCCUUCCCUCCCAGAUACACACACACACACACACACACACACAUACACACACACACACACACAGACGCACAUGCCCUGUGCGCACACACACAUCCAUACACACCACAUAUGUAUACGCACGCACCCGCACCCUAUAGCAGACCCAUCUGCACAGAAACAGAUGUGGACAUGCACCUGCAUGUAUAAGACCACCAAUACAGAAGUCAAUCUGAGCAAACCCUUCCAAUGGGGGCGCAAAAGAGUCCUCAAUAAACUGAGGACCCAAAGAACAGCAGCUGAAACCAGCUCCCUGAGCCUGACCACAGACACUCCUGGGGGGCCCUGAAAGCAAUCGCUGAAUACCCCCUUGGUGCUCGCCUUCGGCAUCUCUUGGAACUGCACCAUCAACCAACUCCAGACUUGGGAGCUUUAAAGAGCAAAAUAGCUCUUCCUCCCCCAGACUUGGUCUUUUUUCUGGGUCUUGUUUUUGUGUUGAUUUUUUUUAAAAGAAAAAUGGAAACAAAUGCUUUUUCCAAUCCAUGACUGCUAAGAGGCUCCAGGUCCAGGUCUGUCUGGUUCUGGAAUCCCUAUGUUCACACAUCCGACCAAGAAAAGGACACCCCCUCUCCCAGAAGAAACCAAUUUGAGCAAGAUCACUGGGGAGAGUUCUCCUGCCUUCCAUGUGUCCCCAAAGAGGGCUGCAGAGCUGGCGACAUGACUUGCUUUUUCUAAAGGCUAACAGCCUUGGCCUGGCUAGACCAGGGGAUCCUAAACCUGGUGAAUAAGGUACUGUGGAGGCUGUGUCCUUCUUGGGACCCUGGGUACAUAGUCUCGAUCUGCCUCUGCCCUUGGGGAAAUGCUAUUGGAAUUUGCCCCCAUUUUCUUUAGUCUCUUUUUGUGUCUGUCAUUUCUCUUUCAAAAAGGCAGUGUUGGUUUUUUUUUUCUUCUUCUUCUUUUGUUAUUGUUGUUGUUGGCUUUUUUUUUUUUAAAGAAAAGUUCUUAAAACACUAACGGAAAACCCAUGGAGUUUGUCCUUUGUAAAAAUUUUAAACAGUGUCUUGAUAUAAAAAUAAAAAAUCCAGUUAGCACUCCCAACCUGCCUCCCUUGCACCGGGCAUUGCCC
Molecule: messenger RNA, 3980 nt
Organism: Perognathus longimembris pacificus (Pacific pocket mouse)
Lineage: Eukaryota; Metazoa; Chordata; Mammalia; Rodentia; Heteromyidae
Gene: Nlgn3
Product: neuroligin 3
Exons: 8
Coding region: 301-2847 (848 amino acids)
Biological process (GO): modulation of chemical synaptic transmission; presynaptic membrane assembly; chemical synaptic transmission
Cellular component (GO): postsynaptic specialization membrane; cell surface; synapse
Molecular function (GO): neurexin family protein binding; signaling receptor activity
Source: RefSeq, a predicted model, not a curated record